UGUCCUAUAAGUUAAGUUAUCAACAUUCAUAAACUGUUCCUUAACGCCUCUCUAAUAACCUCCACCCAACCAUUUCCAUUUCAAAAAAUCAAAUCCCCACACUCUCUCUCUCUCUCUCUCUCUCUCUCUCUCUCUCUUCAAUGGACAGUCCUCAUUCACCUUCUUCCUGUUCAUCUUCUUCAUCCACCUGUUCAUUUGAAGGACAAACCACCGACACAAUCUAUUUAGAAACGGAGGAGCCACAAACGCCGUUAGCCGUUCGCCGUGCACUUCAGCUUCUCAAAUCCGGCGUGCCGGAGUUGCGGAUUCAAGCCGCGCGUGAUAUACGGAAACUCACCAAAACUUCACACCGAUGUCGGCGUCAGCUCUCUGAAGCUGUCGGUCCACUCGUUUCUAUGCUCCGAGUUGACUCUCCCGAGUCACAUGAACCUGCGCUCCUUGCUUUGCUUAAUCUCGCUGUUAAAGAUGAAAAGAAUAAAAUCAAUAUUGUGGAGGCCGGAGCAUUAGAACCAAUACUUAGUUUCCUCAAGUCACAAAAUACAAAUCUGCAGGCGUCUGCAACUGCAGCUUUGCUCACACUAUCAGCCUCUUCAACCAACAAACCAAUUAUUAGUGCUUGUGGCGCAAUUCCCCUUCUUGUGGAGAUUCUUAAAGAUGGAAGCCCACAGGCAAAAGCCGAUGCAGUUAUGGCUCUCGCUAAUUUAUCAACAUAUCCUGAUAUUCUUAGCAUUAUUCUCAAAACAAAUCCAAUCCCUUUCAUAGUUGAUAUCCUCAAAACUUGCAAAAAGUCCUCAAAAACAGCUGAAAAAUGUUGUGCUUUGAUAGAACCCUUGGUGGAUUACGACGAAUGCAGAACUUCCUUGAUAUCUGAGGAAGGUGGGAUUCUUGCAGUUGUGGAGGUUCUCGAAAACGGCACUCUCCAAAGUAGGGAGCAUGCUGUUGGGGCACUACUGACAAUGUGCCAGAGUGAUCGAUGUAAAUACAGGGAACCAAUUCUUAAAGAAGGUGUGAUUCCAGGCUUACUCGAGCUCACUGUUCACGGAACACCAAAGUCUCAGACAAAAGCUCGCACCCUUUUGCAACUACUAAGAGAAUCUCCUUAUCCAAGAUCUGAAAUUCAACCCGACACUCUCGAGAAUAUAGUAUGCAACAUCAUAUCUCAAAUUGAUGGGGAAGAUCAAUCUGGUAAAGCAAAGAAGAUGCUGGCUGAGAUGGUUCAAGUCAGCAUGGAACAAAGUCUGAGACAUUUACAGCAAAGGGCACUCGUAUGCACCCCAAGUGAUCUUCCCAUAGCUGGCUGUACUUCUGAAGUUUCUUUUAAGUAAUAGUUACAGUUGGCCAACUUUUUAUCUUUUUUUUUUUUUUCGUUUCUUCUCACUUGGGGCUUGAGAGAUAAAAUUUCCAUAGAAAAAGGGAAUAAUAUUAUUAUGAAAUAUGCCAGUCCAGGCCAUUGUGGAUGUAUCGAGUCGAGUGACUGGUAAUUGUCAAUAAAUUAAGCUGUAAGACAUUAAGAAACAUGGUUUUGUAGUUUGUUUGUAAAGAAACUGUUGUAUAAAAUGACAUACAAAUGGUAAAGGCUCAUUGUUCUGUUA
Trifolium pratense (red clover) is the source of this 1592-nucleotide messenger RNA. Its product is annotated as U-box domain-containing protein 4. Gene Ontology annotation, cellular component: cytoplasm; nucleus. The coding region runs from base 141 to 1325 and encodes 394 amino acids. Gene Ontology annotation, molecular function: protein binding. The transcript has 2 exons. Lineage: Eukaryota; Viridiplantae; Streptophyta; Magnoliopsida; Fabales; Fabaceae. The record is from RefSeq and is a predicted model, not a curated record.